GCUCGGUGCCGCCCGCUCCCUCUUGCCGCCGCCGCUGGGCCCGCCCGCCGGGGAGGGGCUCCCGUCCACGCAGACAGCAGCUUCCUGCUUUCUGCACGUCGUCGCCGCCGCGCCGCCAGUCCGUUUGUGCUACCUCUGGCUGUGAGCCGGCCGCCGGCUGCCGCCGUCCGCCCUGCAACUGCCUGCGCCCCAGCCGCGCCUCGCGGCCAGCCCGGCUCGCUCAGGUCCGCUCCCGGAGCCCGCGCCCCUCCACGCUGCCCCCUGCCUGUCCCCGGUCAUGCUGUCCCUUCAGUACCCCGACGUGUACCGCGACGAGACCGCCGUACAGGAUUAUCAUGGCCAUAAAAUUUGUGACCCUUACGCCUGGCUUGAAGACCCCGACAGUGAACAGACAAAGGCCUUUGUGGAGGCCCAGAAUAAGAUUACUGUGCCAUUUCUUGAGCAGUGUCCCAUCAGAGGUUUAUACAAAGAGAGAAUGACUGAACUAUAUGAUUAUCCCAAGUAUAGUUGCCACUUCAAGAAAGGAAAACGGUAUUUUUAUUUUUACAAUACAGGUUUGCAGAACCAGCGAGUAUUAUAUGUACAGGAUUCCUUAGAGGGUGAGGCCAGAGUGUUCCUGGACCCCAAUAUACUGUCUGACGAUGGCACAGUGGCACUCCGAGGUUACGCGUUCAGCGAAGAUGGUGAAUAUUUUGCCUAUGGUCUGAGUGCCAGUGGCUCAGACUGGGUGACAAUCAAGUUCAUGAAAGUUGAUGGUGCCAAAGAGCUUCCAGAUGUGCUUGAAAGAGUCAAGUUCAGCUGUAUGGCCUGGACCCAUGAUGGGAAGGGAAUGUUCUACAACUCAUACCCUCAACAGGAUGGAAAAAGUGAUGGCACAGAGACAUCCACCAAUCUCCACCAAAAGCUCUACUACCAUGUCUUAGGAACCGAUCAGUCAGAAGAUAUUUUGUGUGCCGAGUUUCCUGAUGAACCUAAAUGGAUGGGUGGAGCUGAGUUAUCUGAUGAUGGCCGCUAUGUCUUGUUAUCAAUAAGGGAAGGAUGUGAUCCAGUAAACCGACUCUGGUACUGUGACCUGCAGCAGGAAUCCAGUGGCAUCGCGGGAAUCCUAAAGUGGGUAAAACUGAUCGACAACUUUGAAGGAGAAUAUGACUACGUGACCAAUGAGGGGACGGUGUUCACAUUCAAGACGAAUCGCCAGUCUCCCAACUAUCGCGUGAUCAACAUUGACUUCAGGGAUCCUGAAGAGUCUAAGUGGAAAGUACUUGUUCCUGAGCAUGAGAAAGAUGUCUUAGAAUGGAUAGCUUGUGUCAGGUCCAACUUCUUGGUCUUAUGCUACCUCCAUGACGUCAAGAACAUCCUGCAGCUCCACGACCUGACUACUGGUGCUCUCCUUAAGACCUUCCCACUUGAGGUCGGCAGCAUCGUAGGGUACAGCGGUCAGAAGAAGGACACUGAAAUCUUCUAUCAGUUUACUUCCUUUUUAUCUCCAGGUAUCAUUUAUCACUGUGAUCUUACCAAAGAGGAACUGGAGCCAAGAGUUUUCCGAGAGGUGACUGUAAAAGGAAUCGACGCUUCUGAUUACCAGACAGUCCAGAUUUUCUACCCUAGCAAGGAUGGUACAAAGAUUCCAAUGUUCAUUGUGCAUAAAAAAGGCAUAAAAUUGGAUGGCUCUCAUCCCGCUUUCUUAUAUGGCUAUGGCGGCUUCAACAUAUCCAUCACACCCAACUACAGUGUUUCCAGGCUUAUUUUUGUGAGACACAUGGGUGGUAUCCUGGCAGUGGCCAACAUCAGAGGAGGUGGCGAAUAUGGAGAGACGUGGCAUAAAGGUGGUAUCUUGGCCAACAAACAAAACUGCUUUGAUGACUUUCAGUGUGCUGCUGAGUAUCUGAUCAAGGAAGGUUACACAUCUCCCAAGAGGCUGACUAUUAAUGGAGGUUCAAAUGGAGGCCUCUUAGUGGCUGCUUGUGCAAAUCAGAGACCUGACCUCUUUGGUUGUGUUAUUGCCCAAGUUGGAGUAAUGGAUAUGCUGAAGUUUCAUAAAUAUACCAUCGGCCAUGCUUGGACCACUGAUUACGGGUGCUCGGACAGCAAACAACACUUUGAAUGGCUUGUCAAAUACUCUCCAUUGCAUAACGUGAAGUUACCAGAAGCAGAUGACAUCCAGUACCCGUCCAUGCUGCUCCUCACUGCUGACCAUGAUGACCGCGUGGUCCCGCUUCACUCCCUGAAGUUCAUUGCCACCCUUCAGUACAUCGUGGGCCGCAGCAGGAAGCAAAGCAACCCCCUGCUUAUCCAUGUAGACACCAAGGCGGGCCACGGGGCGGGGAAGCCCACAGCCAAAGUGAUAGAGGAAGUCUCAGACAUGUUUGCGUUCAUAGCGCGGUGCCUGAACAUCGACUGGAUUCCAUAAAGUUUCCUGCUUCCUCCUGACAGCGACAGAAAACCUCAAGGGCUUUCCCACGUUCAAACCGAGAAACCACUGGGCAUAAUGCUUCCCCACGGGAACAUUAUUCCUGCACUCACAGACUACAGUUGAACAGAACUGCCGUGGGAAUUUUAUCUUUUUUAGGCUUCUCAUUUUUAGCAAGCCCUUGGCGUUUCUUUUUCCACCCUGUCUAGGCACAUGUGGUUUUUUUGUUUUUUUUUUUUUCUAAAAGGCAUGUUUGUUUGGAUAAAUAGCUAAAUGGCAACAAACACAUUGUGAAUAUUAGAUUGCUGAAUUAAGGAUCAUAGUCGGGCAUACUUAUCUAUAAUCCAUAACUUCUAUAUCUUUAAAUAAAUGUGAGAACUGUUCUCAUGGAGAAGACUUCUUUGCAACAAUAAUAAAUGUUAUUUAAGAAUGACAGGCUUUACUUCCGGUUUUUUCAUAUUGAGGGGCAACUCCAGAAGUGGAGUUUUCUGUGAGAAUAAAGCAUUUCACCUUUCUGCAACAAGUUAGUUUCCAAGCAGUUAAGUCAUAGAAUGAUUGAUUGUUUGUUUGUUAGCUUUAAAAAUAAGUUGUUCAUCCA
Nomascus leucogenys (northern white-cheeked gibbon) is the source of this 3008-nucleotide messenger RNA. It is a transcript of the gene PREP, whose product is annotated as prolyl endopeptidase. Gene Ontology annotation, molecular function: serine-type endopeptidase activity; oligopeptidase activity. Gene Ontology annotation, biological process: proteolysis. NCBI's taxonomy places the organism in Eukaryota, Metazoa, Chordata, Mammalia, Primates, Hylobatidae. Gene Ontology annotation, cellular component: cytosol. The record is from RefSeq and is a predicted model, not a curated record.